This is a messenger RNA of Tyto alba (common barn owl), 1070 nucleotides long. RefSeq names its product lysM and putative peptidoglycan-binding domain-containing protein 1-like. The transcript has 3 exons. The record is from RefSeq and is a predicted model, not a curated record. NCBI's taxonomy places the organism in Eukaryota, Metazoa, Chordata, Aves, Strigiformes, Tytonidae. The coding region runs from base 190 to 699 and encodes 169 amino acids.
CCCAGAAGCCUCUGCGGGGGCCGAGCCGGGGAGUCAGCGGCCUCACCGGGGCCGGGGGUCGCCCCCGUCAGCGGCGGCCGCGGCGCCGGGGCCCUGGGUCGGUUCCCCCCGCCCGGGCUGGGGCCGUUCGCAUGAGUCCCCGCUCCUCCCGCGCCGGCGGGGCCCAGGGCUGAGUGGGGCCGUCCCGCCAUGGCGGCGGGGAGUGGGGGAGCGGGGGCCUCCCCCCGGGAGCACCGCCUGGAGCCCGGGGACACGCUGCCGGGGCUGGCGCUGCGCUACGGGGUGACGAUGGAGCAGAUCAAGCGCGCCAACCGCCUCUACACCUCGGACACCAUCUUCCUCAAGCCCACCCUCCUCAUCCCUGUGCCGGCGCAGCCGGGGGGACCCUGCCCCGAGGACAAGGACGAGGACAAGGACGUCCCCUCGGGGGACACCCCGUCUGCCCCGUCCCACCACGACCUCUCGGCCACCGAUUUCCUCAGGCGGCUCGACGCCGAGAUCGGGCGUUCCAAGGCGGCGGCGGCGGCGCAACGGCUCCGUGCUGGCGGCACAGGCAUGGCCGAGGCCGAAGGCAGCCGGUGCCCCGAUGCCGGGGUCCCGCCGGCCCCCCGCGGCCCCCGCCUCGGCCCCCGGCCCCUCACCAGGACCCCGCGGGCGGCCGCCCUCCGCGACGCCGAGGACGAGAUCUUCACGCUCUGACGCCGGGGAUGGGACGCCGUGACACCCACCCCGUGGGGACGGGGACCCUGGGGCACCCCCGGCGCCCAGCCUCCCCUGCCAGGGGAUGCCGGAGGGGACACAGGGAUUUUGGGGGUGACACAGUGUCCCUUCCCUGUCUCCUUCGAGGGACCUUUCCCGCUGGAGGGACACGCAGAGCCAGCCCUCUCGCAGGGCGACUGGGAGGGACUGGGAGGAGAUUUACCAGCUGGUUUUCCUCUGUUGUAUUUAUUUGUACGUCUUUGCUCUUGCAGGGGGUGGGACCCCCCCAUGCCAGUGCCUGGACCCCCCCCAGGGACAGGGACGGUCACCCCCCCACCCCGAGAGCCUGUAAAUAAAAUGGAGCACUGUCA